AUGGGGUUCUCACAGCUUUUGUUAGGUGGUGGUGAGUUCCCUCCGGCCCUUGAUGGGGAUCAGUACGCCUCAAUAUCUUUUAGAGUGCCUUCAGUUCUCAACCUCAAAAUCUGUGGCUUGAACAUAUGUGUUGUCUAUUCAAGCAAAGUUCCAUCACCAAAUUUUAUGGAAUUCAAUUUAACAUUUUUUCAAAUUGUAGUGAGUAACACAUCCCUGGGUUUGGAUUGGUAUUACUGCCCAACAUUUUUAGGAAUUCCAGACGAUGACACUGAUACACACAUCGCAUGGUUAAGCCAUUGGAAAUUUGAGGGUGGUCAGAUGGAAGCUGAAGAUGACGUGGUUGUCCAGGUGUUUCAUAACUUUGAUGUGAGCUCAUAUGUUGAAAUCCAGAUUGUGUAUGACCCAGAAGAGCAAGUGAUAGCUAGCUGGAAUAUUCCAUUAGUAUCUUUCCAAGAAAUGCAGGAUUUCCUUUCUGCUUCACCGAUUCAUAGAGUGUCUUCUUCAAAGGCAGCGAAGUAG
Ilex paraguariensis (yerba mate) is the source of this 519-nucleotide messenger RNA. Lineage: Eukaryota; Viridiplantae; Streptophyta; Magnoliopsida; Aquifoliales; Aquifoliaceae. The record is from the annotation of a GenBank genome assembly.